AUGGCUGGCCUGAACGUCUCCGUUGCUUUUUUUUUCCUGGUUGUCGGGGUGUGCGAGGCGCUCAGGCGGAUCUCAAAGAGGCUUCUGUCUCCUGGAGCAUAUGGCUGCCUUGCCAGAGAACUUGCUGGCUCCUUACAGUUGUGCACGAGCUGCCUUGAGCUGAGGAUGCUGGUGGAGAUCGGCCCGUGGGGUGGUGGCUUUGGCCCAGAUGUGGUCCUGACUCUGUUCUUCUUCCUCUUCGCGAUUCACGGCGCCUCUUUCGAUGGGGCAUCUGCCAACCCGACCGUCUCUCUCCAGGAGUUCCUGCUCCGCGAGUCCAACCUCGCCGCAACUGCUGCCAAGCUGCUGGCCCAGGGUGCGGGCACGGGGGUGGGCUGGGCUGUCACCAAGCUCUACUGGUCCUGGGAGCUGACGCCUUUCCACCUCAUCCAAAACCUGAUAGCGUCGGAGUGCAGCUCCUCCAUCCGCACGUCUCCGUGCCAUGCCGCCUUUGUGGAAGGCACCUGCUCGUUCCUUUUCCACCUGGUCCUUUACAAGUUGCACCAGAGCCACCCCAUGUACCGGGUCCCUGCCCUGGCAGCAGCCGUCACCUUCCUGACCUACACAGCCGGGCCGUUCACGGGGGCCUUCUUCACCUUCCGCUGCUCGGGGAGCAGCUUUUGGGACUACGUCCAGGUCUACUGGCUGGGGCCCUUCGCAGGGAUGCUCGCCGCCCUCUUGCUGCACCGCGGCAACAUCCCGCGGCUCUUCCAGAAAAACCUCCUCUACAGCCGGAAGAGCAAGUACAAGGUACCCAAGGCAAGGGCGGCGGCGCGCGCGGGGGGUGACGAACUGCGGCGGCAGAGGAAAGGGGAGAAGAGCAGCGCCGAGCCUCGCGCCUGA
Molecule: messenger RNA, 882 nt
Organism: Phaethon lepturus (White-tailed tropicbird)
Lineage: Eukaryota; Metazoa; Chordata; Aves; Phaethontiformes; Phaethontidae
Product: aquaporin-12-like
Exons: 4
Coding region: 1-882 (293 amino acids)
Cellular component (GO): cytoplasm
Molecular function (GO): channel activity
Source: RefSeq, a predicted model, not a curated record